Molecule: messenger RNA, 1083 nt
Organism: Armigeres subalbatus
Lineage: Eukaryota; Metazoa; Arthropoda; Insecta; Diptera; Culicidae
Exons: 3
Coding region: 130-1017 (295 amino acids)
Source: RefSeq, a predicted model, not a curated record
GCAUGAUUUGUUUUUGAACUUCCAUUUGAACCCAAGUUUGAACCUAAUUUGAACCAUCGAUCAACAUUUUUACACAGCAUCAAAGUUGGCUCUUUUUUGCGUGACAAAUUUGUUCACAAACACGGAAUAAUGAAUGGUCUAAAAAAGACAACAAAAUUGCAGCGCUCAGUGACGCCGUCCAAAAUUCCGCUCCGAAGUCCAAGCAAAGAGAUGCUGAAGCCUCCAACCCGUAUUCUCAAACCGUCCAGCACUGAUUUGUCGCUGACGGACGUCCAGCCAGUUGUGUUCGACCUAAAUGGUCGCAAAGUUAAGACUAACCCCCCUAAAGAUGUCCAACAUAAAACCGAUUCAGAAGCCGUAUCGGCAGAGCCCGGAGCCGCUUUGCCAUGCAAAGAAUUAGUCAAAGUGCCAUCGAAUUCGUUUAUUUCUACGGAACAGAAAGCUUUUCAGCGUAUCGUUGACCAGGAGGGUGAGCUUAUCAGAUCGAUCCAGCAAAAGUUCGGUCUUGUCAAACCGCCCACCCAGGAACUAAUGGACAUCCUCAAUUCCUCGAUAGGAGACGGCGGCGAUCUUGGAGCGCUUCAAAAACAUUGCGUGUUCAGCUACACCUACGAUGAAGGUGAUGAGGGCGUUCUCAGUUCUUCGGGUUGUUGCAAAGAAGGCUGCCUGGAAAAAGGCGCCAGCCGAUGCAGUUUUAUGAACGUUCAUGAGGAUGAUAUUUCGAUGCCGAUGAAAGAACAACGGCGGGGUUCGUCAACCUGUCAAGCUAUCUGGAACGUCAUGUCGGUAGUGAUAAUCUUGUUGUUGCUAGCAAUUAUCCUUGUGCAAAAUUAUGACACUGUGAUCGUCAGCUGGAACGGAUACGAUUGGUUAAGGAAACAAAUACCCCCUGAACCGGAAGAACCGGAAACCCUCAUUGAGAAAAUGAUUAAUUUUUUGCUCAGAUUUUGGGUUAACCUAAAGGACGUAAUUGUGCUUGACGACUUGGAAGAAGAACUUGAGGAAAAAUCAAUUUGAAAAUUGUUAGUGUGUUCAUACUCUUAACGUGUUUAUGGCAAUAAAGCAAUGAUAUACAAAGUAUAA